Manis javanica (Malayan pangolin) is the source of this 3690-nucleotide messenger RNA. Lineage: Eukaryota; Metazoa; Chordata; Mammalia; Pholidota; Manidae. The record is from RefSeq and is a predicted model, not a curated record.
AGUGUGGCCGGAGAAGCACAGUCCAGACCCUGCAGACAGCGGGGAAUCCAAGCAGGAAGGAAGGGUGGCUGUCAGGCCGGCAGUGUCCACAUCACUGGCCCCGAGUGGAGGACAGGAUGCAGGAGACAGACGGGAGAGUGAAGCUAUGGGCAGACAUCUUCGGCGGGGACUUGUAUAGCACGGUGACCAAAUACUCGGGCUCUCUUUUGCUGCAGAAGGAGUACAAGGACGUGGAGCCCAGGCUGGGGAUCAAGGAGGUGAACGGCUUGGUGCUGGUGAGGAAGUUCUCAGAGGACAUGGAGACAAUGCUACGCAGGAAAGUGGAGGCAAUCCAGAAUCUGGUAGAGGCUGCUGAGGAAGCUGAUCUGAACCAUGAAUUCAAUGAAUCUCUGGUGUUUGACUAUUACAACUCGGUCCUAAUCAAUGAGAAGGACAAGAAUGGCAACUACGUGGAGCUGGGGGCCGCGUUUGUCCUGGAGGCCAACGCGCAUUUCAGCGACCUGAGGGUGAACACCACCAGGAGCACGGUGCAGCUGCCCACCAACGUGUACAACAAAGGCCCAGAUAUUUUAAAUGGGGUCUACAUGUCUGAAGCCUUGAACCCUGUUUUUGUGGAAAACUUCCAGAGAGACCCAACAUUGACCUGGCAAUAUUUUGGCAGCUCAGCUGGAUUCUUCAGGAUCUUUCCAGGCAUCAAAUGGACACCUGAUGAGAAUGGAGUCAUUGCCUUUGACUGCCGAAAUCGUGGCUGGUACAUACAAGCCGCUACUUCUCCCAAGGACAUAGUGAUUUUGGUGGACAUGAGUGGCAGCAUGAAGGGGCUGCGGAUGGCUAUUGCCAAGCACACCAUCUCCACCAUCUUGGACACCCUGGGAGAGAAUGACUUUGUUAAUAUCAUCGCGUACAAUGACUACAUCCAUUAUAUUGAGCCUUGUUUUAAAGGAAUCCUUGUCCAGGCCAAUCGAGAUAAUCGCGAGCAUUUCAAGCAGUUGGUAGAUGAGCUGAUGGUCAAAGGCACGGGGGUCGUGAGCCGAGCCCUGACUGAAGCCUUCGGGGUCCUGAAGCAGUUCCAGGAGGCCAAGCAAGGGAGCCUGUGCAACCAGGCCAUCAUGCUCAUCUCUGACGGGGCCGUGGACGACUACGAGCCAGUGUUUGAGAAGUACAACUGGCCAGACCGCAAGGUCCGAGUGUUCACUUACCUUAUUGGGAGAGAAGUGACAUUUGCGGACCGCAUGAGGUGGAUCGCAUGCAGCAACAAAGGCUACUACACGCAGAUCUCCACGCUGGCAGAUGCCCAGGAGAACGUGAUGGAGUACCUGCACGUGCUCAGCCGCCCCAUGGUCAUCAACCGUGACCGAGAUGUCACCUGGACGGAAGCCUACAUGGACAGCAAGCCCUUCACCUCGAGUGCACAGAACCCAGCGCUCCUCACCACGGUGGCCAUGCCCGUCUUCAGCAAAAAGAACGAAACACGAUCCCACGGCAUUCUUCUGGGUGUGGUGGGCUCUGAUGUGACCCUGAGAGAGCUGAUGAAGCUUGCGCCAAGGUACAAGCUCGGAGUGCAUGGAUAUGCCUUUCUGAACAGUAACAAUGGCUACGUCCUCUCACAUCCUGACCUCCGACCCCUGUACAGAGAGGGGAAGAAAGUGAGACCCAGGCCCAACUACAACAGCGUGGACCUCUCUGAGGUGGAGUGGGAAGACCACGCUGAAACCCUGAGGACAGCCAUGAUCAAUGGGGAAACGGGCUCUGUCUCCAUGGAUGUGAAGGUCCCACUGGACGCAGGGAAGAGAGUUCUGUCCCUGACCCAUGACUACUUCUUCACAGACAUCAGUGACACGCCUUUCAGCCUGGGCGUGGUGCUAUCCCAGGGCCACGGAGAAUACAUCCUCCUGGGAAACACGUCCGUGGAAGAAGGCCUGCACGACCUGCUUCACCCGGACCUGCGCCUGGCCAGUGACUGGAGCUACUGUGUCACGGACAGCGACACCGACCACCGGAAGCUCAGCCAGCUGGAGGCCAUGGUGCGCUUCCUGAGUGGGGAGGACGCAGACCUGGAGUGUGACAAGGAGCUGGUGCAGGAGGUGUUGUUUGAUGCUGUGGUGACGGCCCCCCUGGAAGCCUACUGGACAGCGCUGGCGCUCAACCUCUCUGAGAAGUCCGAGCACGUGGUGGACAUGGCCUUCCUGGGCACCCGGGCCGGCCUCCUCAGAAGCAGCUUGUUUGUGGGCUCCGAGAAGGUCUCUGACAGGAAGUUCCUGACUCCUGAAGAUGAGGCCAGCAUUUUCACCGUGGACCGCUUCCCUCUGUGGUACCGCCGGGCCGCGGAGCAGCCUGCAGGCAGCUUUGUCUUCAGCCUGCGCCCUGCAGAGGGACCAGGAAGUCCGGGCAAGCCAGUGGCAGUGACUGCAAGCACAGCCAUAGCCGUGACCGUGGACAAGAAAACAGCCAUUGUCGCAGCGGUGGGCAUCCAAAUGCAUCUGGAUUUCCUGCACCGUGCCUUCUGGGCUGCAACCAGGCAGUGCAGCACCAUGGAUGGGCCAUGCCCAGGGGACUGCCGGGACGCGGACCUGGACUGCUUCGUCAUCGACGACAAUGGGUUCGUCCUGGUCUCGGAGCGGCCACAGGAGGUGGGAAGAUUUCUGGGGGAGGCGGAUGGUGCUCUCCUGACCCAGCUGCUCGGCAUGGGGGUGUUCAGCCAAGUGACCAUGUACGAUUACCAGGCCAUGUGCAAACCCCUGAAUCACCAUCACAGUGCCGCCUGGCCGCUGGUCAACCCAAUCUCUGCCCUCCUGACUACUGCCAGGUGGCUGGCGAACGAGCUCCUGCUGCUGCUGCUGCAAUGGAGUGCCUGGGGCGCUUGGCGUGGGGACAGUGGGACCCAGGCCAAAGCUGUAUUCCAUCACUCCCACAAGCACAAGAAACAGGAGGUCUUACAGCCCUGUGACACGGAAUACCCAGUGUUCGUGCACCAGACGGCCAUCCAGGAGGCCAAUGGGAUCAUCGGGUGCGGGGCGUGCCAGAAGAUGUUUGUGAUGCAGCAGAUUCCCCAUAGUAACCUUCUCCUCCUGGUGACAGACUCCACCUGUGACUGCAGCGUCUUCCCGCAAGUCCUGCAGGAGGCCAUCCAGAUCAAGUAUAAUGCCUCAGUCAAGUGUGACAGGAUGCGCUCCCAGAAGGUCCGCAGGCGUCCUGAUUCCUGCCACGCAUUCCAUCCAGAGGAGAACGCCCAGGACUGCGGGGGCACCGCGCACACCUCCGCCUCACUCCUCCAGCUCCUGCUGCCGCUCUGUGCCUGGGCGCCCUGGGCCUAGUCUGGACAGGCACCCUCCCAUCCUUCCUAUCCAGCAUGAGUUCAACUUGGACCAAAAGAAUUUAGUUCCAUCUUUUCUCCAGAAGUCCAGACCCAGACAAAGAAUGGGUCCACUAUUUCUAAUGAACAUGUUUGGUCUUCUGUAGAAUCCAAGGGCUUAAAGGUGCUGAGAAGGAGGAGCAGAAUGACACCAACAGCAGAAAUGAGAUGAAGGCAAGAACUUGCCCAUACCCAAAGCAUGGCUUCCUUAAAGGGUGCUGUAUGGUGGGGGCCAUUUCAAUUUCCUAGCUGCUGCCCAGAAAAGUUGUGUGUGAGAGAGAUUUAAAGUAAGCAGGAGAGAAGGUGGGAAGUGAAUAGUAAUGGGAAAGACCCAGAAU